CAGGGCCGCUCGGCCCUCUGCUGCUCCUGCCUGCCGGUUGCUAGGCGCUGGGACGCGCCUGCUGAAGUGUGCGGGGCUACAGGUGGGCUCCUUGGGGUGGGCCGCGCCUGGCCGGGGCCGAGGACACCGCGGCUGCCCGGGCCUGCGAGAAGCAAUGGAACCUGGGAAGAGAAGAACCAAAGAUGAUACCUGGAAAGCAGAUGACCUCAGAAAACAUCUCUGGGCCAUACAGUCAGGCGGUUCCAAGGAAGAAAAGAAGCACAGAGAGAAGAAGCUGCGUAAGGGGUCUGAAAUGGACCUUCCUGAACACAAGGAGCCGAGGUACAGGGAUCCCGACCAGGAUGCCAGGAGCAGAGACAGGGCGGCUGAAGUCCACACUGCUAAGGAGAGUCCUCAUGGGGAGAGGGACAGAGACAGACACAGGGAGAGGAGAAGAGACGCAAAAGACCGGGAGAAAGAAAAGCUGAAGGAGAAACAUCGAGAGGCAGAAAAGUCUCGCAGCAGAGGAAAGGACAGGGAAAAAGAAAAAGACAGAAGGGCCCAGAAGGAAGAGCCCCGGCAGACCGUGGCCCGCCACAACCUGCUGGGCCAGGAGACACUCAACCGGCAGCUCCUGGAGCGGGCGGAGAGGAAAGGCCGCUCAGUAAGUAAAGUAAGAAGUGAAGAGAAAGAUGAAGACUCUGAAAGAGGAGAUGAAGAUAGAGAAAGAAGAUACCGAGAAAGAAAGCUGCAGUACGGAGACAGCAAGGACAACCCUCUCAAGUACUGGCUUUAUAAAGAAGAAGGUGACAGGAGACACAGGAAGCCUAGAGACCCAGAUCGAGACAAGAAACACCGAGAAAAAAGCAGCACAAGGGAAAAAAGGGAAAAAUAUUCCAAAGAGAAAAGUAAUUCAUUCUCUGAAAAAGAAGGGGAAGAAAGACAUAAAGAAAAGCGACACAAAGAAGUCCUUCAUUUUGAUGAUGAGAGGCACCGAACCAGUGUGGAUAGAAAAGAGACAUCAGCAAAAGACGAGCACAAGAAAAGGGAAUCCAAGAACGGUGAACACAGAAAUCGAGGUGCAAGCUCAAAGAGAGAUGGGACCAGCAGCCAGUAUGCUGAGAAUUUAGUAAGGAAUCACGGAAAAGAUAAAGAUUCAAGACGGAAGCAUGGCCAUGAGGAAGUUUCUUCCGUGUGGUGGAAGCUGGACCAGAGGCCAGGAGGCGAGGAAACUGUGGAAAUUGAAAAGGAAGAAGCUGAUUUAGAACGUGCUAGAACUGAUGCAUAUACAGCCAGUUGUGAAGAUGAUUUUGAAGACUACGAAGAUGACUUUGAGGUUUGUGAUAGUGAUGAUGAUGAAAGCAGUAAUGAACCUGAGUCAAGAGAAAAAAUGGAAGAACUUCCUCUAGCUCAAAAAAAGGAAAUACAAGAAAUUCAAAGAGCUAUUAAUGCAGAAAAUGAAAGGAUUGGCGAGUUAUCUUUGAAACUGUUUCAGAAGCAAGGUAGAACAGAAUUUGAAAAGGAGCCCAGGACAGAUACAAACAGUUCCCCUUCCAGAGCCUCCGUUUGUGGAAUUUUUGUGGAUUUUGCCUCAGCUUCACACCGUCAAAAGAGUCGGACUCAGGCCCUUAAGCAAAAGAUGCGAAGUACAAAACUGCUUCGGCUUAUUGACUUAGAUUUUUCAUUUACUUUCUGGCUCUUGGAUCUACCACCAGUAAAUGAAUAUGACAUGUAUAUCAGAAACUUUGGGAAAAAAAAUACCAAGCAGGCAUAUGUUCAGUGUAAUGAAGAUAAUGUUGAAAGAGACAUUCAAACGGAGGAAAUAGAGACCAGGGAAGUGUGGACCCAGCACCCAGGAGAAAGUACCGUUGUAUCUGGAGGAUGCUCCUGGAACGAUGACAGUGUUUUACCACUCACUCUGGCUUUUUACCGAAACCCGGUGAUGGCUGUUUUGCUGGAAGAGGAUCGCUUGGCAGCUGAACCCAGCUGGAAUCUUAGGGCUCAAGACGGGGCCCUGUCUUUUAGUGACAGCUCAUCUCAGCUGAACACCAGCCUGCCAUUCCUUCAAAAUCGAAAAGUAUCCUCCUUGCACGCCUCCCGAGUUCAGAGGCAGAUGGUGGUCUCCGUUCACGACUUACCCGAGAAGGCCUUUGUGCCCCUGCUGGACAGCAAAUACGUCCUCUGUGUGUGGGAUAUUUGGCAGCCUUCAGGGCCACAGAAGGUUCUGAUAUGUGAGUCCCAGGUCACAUGUUGCUGCUUGAGCCCAUUCAAAGCAUUUUUACUGUUUGCCGGAACAGCGCACGGCUCAGUCGUCGUCUGGGAUUUGAGAGAAGACUCAAGGUUGCAUCACUCUAUGAAGCUGAGCGAUGGUUUCUGGACAUUCCGGACGGCCACGUUUUCCACCGAUGGAAUCCUUACCUCAGUAAACCACCAAAGCCCUCUGCAAGCAGUAGAACCUAUCUCAACGUCCGUCCACAAAAAGCACAGCUUUGUGCUUUCGCCCUUUUCGACUCAGGAAGAAAUGUCAGGUUUGUCCUUCCACAUCGCUUCCUUGGAUGAGAGUGGGGUUCUCAAUGUGUGGGUGGUUGUUGAAUUACCACAGGCAGACAUCGCAGGUUCAGUAAGUGAUUUAGGCCUGAUGCCUGGAGGGAGGGUCAAGCUGGUACAUAGUGCUGUGAUCCAGUUGGGUGACAGUCUUUCCCAUAAAGAUAAUGAAUUUUGGGGGACUACACAAACACUGAAUGUUAAAUUUCUGCCUUCAGACCCUAAUCACUUCAUUGUUGGCACAGACAUGGGUCUCAUAAGCCAUGGCACAAGACAAGAUUUGAGAGUGGCUCCCAAACUAUUCAAACCUCAGCAAUGUGGUAUAAGGCCAGUAAAAGUUAAUGUCAUUGAUUUUUCACCAUUUGGAGAACCAAUAUUUUUGGCUGGCUGUUCAGACGGAAGCAUCAGGCUGCACCAGCUGAGCUCCACGUUUCCGCUCCUGCAGUGGGACAGCAGCACGGACAGCCAUGCAGUCACCGGCCUGCAGUGGUCCCCGACCAGGCCUGCCGUGUUCCUGGUGCAGGAUGACACAUCCAACAUCUACAUCUGGGACCUCCUCCAGAGCGAUCUGGGUCCUGUUGUCAAACACCAUCUCUCCCCCAACAGGCUGGUGGCCAUGGCUGCGGUGGGUGAGCCCGAGAAGGCUGGUGGCAGCUUCCUGGCCCUGGUGCUGGCCAGGACCUCCGGCUCCAUCGACAUCCAGCACCUGAAGAGGCAGUGGGCAGCCCCAGAGGGGGAUGAGCGCAACAGGCUGCGUCUGCUUUUGCGGGAAGCCCUGUGGCAAGAGGGAAAACCACACAAGUAGCGGGUGUUGCUGAGAGGACGGCGUUUCGGUAAUGACCCAAAUUUAAAAGAUAUAAGAUGGAUAAUU
Messenger RNA from Mandrillus leucophaeus (drill), 3394 nucleotides. RefSeq names its product WD repeat domain 60 (gene DYNC2I1). Gene Ontology annotation, cellular component: cytoplasmic dynein complex. Bases 155 to 3328 code for a protein of 1057 amino acids. NCBI's taxonomy places the organism in Eukaryota, Metazoa, Chordata, Mammalia, Primates, Cercopithecidae. The record is from RefSeq and is a predicted model, not a curated record. Gene Ontology annotation, biological process: intraciliary transport. The transcript is spliced from 25 exons. Gene Ontology annotation, molecular function: dynein light chain binding; dynein heavy chain binding.